Peromyscus leucopus (white-footed mouse) is the source of this 1178-nucleotide messenger RNA. It is a transcript of the gene Tmem80, whose product is annotated as transmembrane protein 80. Bases 74 to 505 code for a protein of 143 amino acids. Gene Ontology annotation, biological process: non-motile cilium assembly. Lineage: Eukaryota; Metazoa; Chordata; Mammalia; Rodentia; Cricetidae. Gene Ontology annotation, cellular component: ciliary transition zone. The transcript is spliced from 5 exons. The record is from RefSeq and is a predicted model, not a curated record.
CGGCGGGAGGAGCGAAGAUGGCGGGAGGGUGCGGCCAAGAGGCUGCUGGGAUUGUGGCGGACCCAGCGGCAAAAUGGCGGCCGUGCGGCCAGGGAGAGGCUCCUUCAAGGUGCUCUCGUCAGUUCCUCUUCAGAUGCUGUUUCACGUCAGUGGGCUGUACUAUGCCCUGUACUUCCUAGCUACAUUCCUGAUGAUUGCAUAUAAAAGUCAGGUUUUCAGCUAUCCUUGUAACUAUCUGGUCCUGGAUCUGGUCCUCUUGCUUCUGAUGGGGAUUCUCGAGGUAGCUCGACUAUACCUAGGCACGAAAGGCAACCUGACCGAGGCUGAAGUGCCGCUGGCUGCCAGCCUGGCAUUCACAGCACUCAGUGGCCUCCUUUCUGUUCACUUCCUGCUCUGGCAGACCUUGGUACUGUGGAUGGACUCGGUCCUCAGCACCAUUCUCCUGGUGCUGCAUGGGCUGGAGGCUGGCUUGCAGGUGGUGGUCAUUGCUGACUUCAUCAGGUAGACAGACCAGGAUAAGCUACAGAGCAGUGCUCCUCAGCUUCUAGUCAACUCCUUUGCUCCCAGACACAAAGGGUAUCUUUUCUUUAUUGAUUGUCUGUAGAUGGAUGUAAAUGGUUUGUAAAUCUUUUUUAGUGAGGGGGGUACGGGAACCAGGGAGGGACAAACUUAGGAGCCUAGAUGUGGAAGUUGGCCAUCACGGACAGUAGUCAAUCCCAAGAUGUCCUCAUGUCAUGUGGCUGGGGUCCUGGCUGUAGCAGCAGGACCACCAGUGAUUGCCAGGCCAGUGGAAGGCAAAGCCCUUCAGGAAGUCAACAUCUGAGGGCAGCCCAGAGCUCCACCCUGUCUCAGCCCCAGACAGCAGCAUCCUGGCAGAAGGACUUGGCUCUGUUGCUCUGUCACCAUGGGUUUUCUCACAGCAAUGACUGACUUCUGUGCUUCCCACACUGGCCCUGCUUCUUGUUCUGAGAACCGCCUGUACAGUUUCCAGGCCUUGGUCCAGGCCUGGGAUCACUCUGGAGCUGCAGGAUGACAGGCCCUGUGUUCCAAUGUCCCCCCAAUUUGGCUCCCCGUAAGGCCAGCACUGAAUAAAACUCUCUAGUUUCCAAAAGGAAACAAAAGCAAGUAUAUACCAGGUGUGGUGCCACACAAACACCUUUAAUCCCAGCACCCAGGAG